GCCUGUGUAGUCUUAUGAAAGUUAUAUUAUCUUGAAUCGUCGUAUAUGUAAUCAGUAGUUUGCUAAUGAAUAACUAAGUGAAAGGCCUUUUGGAAAGGGACAUUUCGACAUUUCUGUGGGUUAAUUAUUUCUCUUGAUUAGGAAAAAUCAAGCCGCCGGACCAGAGUUGUGGGUAAGAAUCCUUUGCUAGAGUCCGGAGUUCACCCCUUUUCAGGCCCCAAAAGGAAAUCCCAAGAUUUUUCCUUCAUUUUUCCUCCUCAUAUUCCCAGAUUUGUUCUUGUUUUUCUCCUCUUUUAAUUUAGUGAGGAAGCCAAGAUGGUUCUGGAGCUGUACCUGGACCUGGUCUCCCAACCUUGUCGCGCCAUCUACAUCUUCGCCAAAAAGAACAAGAUCCCCUUCGAAUUCAAACUCGUCGAACUAAUUAAAGGGCAACAGAGAGGGGAGGAUUUCUUGAAAGUGAAUCCGGACGGGAAAGUGCCGGCCAUGAGAGACGGGGACUUUGCCUUAGCCGAGAGCAUUGCCAUCCUGCUCUACCUGGUGCGGAAACACCGGGCGCCCGACCACUGGUACCCCUCCGACCUGCAGAAGAGGGCCCGCGUGGACGAGUACCUCUCCUGGCAGCACACGGGCGCCCGCCAGGCCGGCUCCAAGGUCUUCCUCAUCAAGGCGCUGGUGCCGCUCUUCCUGGGCCGCCCUCUUCCCGAGGAGAAGCUGGCGGCGGCCAUAAAAGAGUUGGACGAGGUGCUGGCGUUCUUUGAGGAGAAGUUCCUGGGAGAGGGGCGGCCCUUCAUCGCCGGCAGCCAGCCCUCCCUGGCGGACCUGGUGGCCCUGGUCGAACUCAUGCAGCCCGUUGCCGCCGGCCACGACGUCUUUGCCUCCCGCCCCAAGAUGGCUGCCUGGCGCUCCCGCGUGGAGGAGGCUGUGGGGAGGGAGCUCUUCCAGGAGGCCCACAAGCCCCUCUUCGACAGCAAGGACGCCAACCUGGAUCACCUCCCUCCGGCCCUCAGGGAGCAGCUCACGGGCAUUCUCCUCAAGUACAUUGGCUGAGGCCUAGUUGGCUCAACUGAGGCCCAUUUGCGUCAACUGAGGCCUAGUUGGCUCAACUGAGGAUUUUUUUGCGUCAACUGAGGCCUAGUUGGCUCAACUGAGGCCUAAUUGACUAAAGUGAGCCCGAUUUGUGUCAACUGAGGCCUAGUUGACUUAACUGAGGCUUUUUUUUUGCGUCAAAUGAGGCCUAGUUGACUCAAAUGAGGCCUAAUUGACUAAAUUGAGGCCGACUUGUGUCAACUGAGGCCUAGUUAACCAUCAUUGAGGCCUAGUUAAGUCAGCUAGUUAACUAGUUGAGGCCAAGUUACCUUAACUGAAACCUAGUUGAGUCAGUUGAGGCCUACUUGACCACCAUUGAGACAUAGCUGACAUUAGUGAGGCCACCAACUUUGUGGCAGAUUGAAUUCAGAUUCAAUUAUUUUGAAUUCAGAUUAAAACCAGGCUUUGGAUCAAUAAUAAUGAUAAUAAAAUAUUUUUAAGCCUCAAAUUAAAUGUCUGAUGAUUUUGUUUUUGGCCACCACUGGGCAAAGGCCGUUGCCAUUGACAACCAGAGGUUGGAAACCGCCAUUCAGAAUGCUGCAAUGAAGAUAUUGCAAAGUAUUUUAAAAGUCAAAUUUAAACUAUCAAGAAUAAUUUUCUCUAAAAGUUGUAUAAUAUUUUAAACUUUAUGAGGAUUUUUCAACCAAUUUAUUUAUAUAUGUAACUAUGGAACUCCCUGCCUCAAGAAAAGACGGAGAAUAUUGUUGAAAAAUGAGAAAUUGUAAUAAAAACGGAAUUAAACAUG
This is a messenger RNA of Anolis sagrei ordinatus, 1831 nucleotides long. Its product is annotated as glutathione S-transferase theta-3-like. Gene Ontology annotation, biological process: glutathione metabolic process. Lineage: Eukaryota; Metazoa; Chordata; Lepidosauria; Squamata; Anolidae. The record is from RefSeq and is a predicted model, not a curated record. Gene Ontology annotation, molecular function: glutathione transferase activity. Gene Ontology annotation, cellular component: cytoplasm.